Messenger RNA from Amaranthus tricolor (Joseph's coat), 1442 nucleotides. RefSeq names its product guanine nucleotide-binding protein subunit gamma 3-like. Bases 357 to 821 code for a protein of 154 amino acids. Lineage: Eukaryota; Viridiplantae; Streptophyta; Magnoliopsida; Caryophyllales; Amaranthaceae. The record is from RefSeq and is a predicted model, not a curated record. The transcript is spliced from 5 exons.
UAAUUCUGAUUACAAGUCGAAUAUGUAAAAUCUGUUUUAAACCCCUUUAAUCCAAUAUAAAUGAAUUUUUUUGUUCCAGCCAAUAAAAAAGGUGUAUAACUACAGUACUUGAUGGACAUAAUGUCAUGUACGUCUGUACAUUUGCUUGCCAAUUUUCUUUUUCUCUGUGGUUUAGAGUAAUUGUAUUGUCAGAAAACCUCACCAAACGUAAACCAUGGCAGAGAAUUCUUUGUUGCCCAUUAUUUGUCCCUUUCUAAUUUUUCCAAUUAAUAAUUAUUGCCCAACCUGCCCACUUCUUUUUUUUUCUAUAUUUCCCUAAGGUUUCCCCGUCUAUUAUUCUGAUCUUGUUUUGGUGAAUGGCUACUGAUGCUCAAGCCUCGGGCUCCGGCUCGGGCUCAGGCUCAGGCUCAGGCUCAGGCCCUAGUUCGAUGUUUCAGUCGCUUCCUCCGCCUCGACCCAAGUCUCCGCCUGAUUUGCAUGGUAGAAGAAGGGAGAUGAUUAGACUUCAAACGCUUGAAAGGGAGAUUAGUUCUCUUGAGGAGGAGUUAAAAUUUGCGCAUCGCCUUCAGCCUUCUUCAAGAUGCUGCAAAGAGUAUGCUUGGUUAUGCAAUAGCCUUAAUUGUGGAUUUUUUCGCAGCGAAUGCAGAUCCAUUGGUUCCAACAAAUCGGAAACUAAGGAUGUCUUGCCGUUUAUGGAAGUGGCUCUGUGGAUCAUCAUGCUUGAGCCUUUCAUGGAUUUGCUGCAGUAUAGGGUGCACAAACUGCACUCUGAACCUCAAAAAACCGCAAUGCUGUGCCUGUUAUUCGUGUCCUUCGAGUGAAUGCUGUUCGUGCAUCAGCUGUUCCAUACCAAAGUGCAGCUGUUGGUGUAGUAAUCCUUUCUCGUGCAGCUGUUUCAAGAAUCCAUGCUGCGGAAGCUAUGAAAGUUGCUGCACUUUGAAGCCCCCUCCGUGCUUCGACUGUUGUAGCUGUAAAUGUAAAUGUGCUUGCCUAAAAAACCCAACAUGUUCGGAGAUAUGCAGUUGCGAGUGCAACUGCCGAUGCGCUUGUCCGAAAUGCUCAUCAUGUUCGGGUUUAUGCAAUUGGAAAUGCCCAAGAUGUUCAGAUAUAUGCAAUUACUGUUUAGGGUGUGUAGGCUGUAUAACAAAUUGUUGCUGUUGUGAUGACUGUUUUAUAUGCUGUUAGCUUUUUCAUUUAAGAUGUGCAAUCGUGAAGUGUCUUUUGUCCUUUCUUCAAAAUUCCAAUGCAGCAAUUUUCAUUAUUCUUCAAUGUAUAAAAGUGCAAAAUAUACAUAUUUUUUUUUAUCAGCUAGUCUCUUAAGAGACCGUCUUUUUGAGAGGCGUAUCUUAAGCCCAACCCAUUAAAGAUUAAUGUUUACUUAUCGUAUUUUUAAUGCCUAAUUACAUUAUUCUUAAUACUUACUUACCCUAUCCUUAACGCCU